AUGGGUGUCUCCAUUGAAUCUAAUUACUUACCAUCUAGAGGUUCUUCUUGGACUGGUCUUAGUAUAUUCGAAAUGGACAUAAAUCAGUUCGAAGAAGCUCUCCCGAAGUUCAAUUCGCUUCUCUUAGAACAUCUAUCUGCUCCAAUAUUCAAAAAUUAUAUCAGAAACAGUCUGAUUUCGCCAUACUCAUAUACUCGAAUAGAGCGAGCCCCGAAACGUGUCGAUACAAUAAAUACAAAUCCAUUGAACAAAUCAAGCUGGAGUUGGUUGUCAGCAGAAUUCACGAUACAUUAUGAUAACUUCUAUCGCGUGCCGCUUUUCUCGUUUCGUCUCGAUCUGCUGUUGGUCGACUCAAACUCGUACUGUGCUAUCGAUAUCCACCCAAUUCUCCAAAAUCCAUGGAUUUACAUGCAUCCAUGUGAGACAAGCUCGACUAUGGAUGGAAUUGGGUGGACCGAUGAUGUGGACUACUUGGUAAAAUGGAUUGGGAUGGUGUUUCUGAUGGUUCUACCGGAUAUUCAAAUGAGGUAUAUAGUGCAAUGA
Australozyma saopauloensis is the source of this 543-nucleotide messenger RNA. RefSeq lists its product as uncharacterized. Gene Ontology annotation, molecular function: ubiquitin-like protein transferase activity. The transcript has a single exon. The record is from RefSeq and is a predicted model, not a curated record. NCBI's taxonomy places the organism in Eukaryota, Fungi, Ascomycota, Pichiomycetes, Serinales, Metschnikowiaceae. Bases 1 to 543 code for a protein of 180 amino acids.